Messenger RNA from Uranotaenia lowii, 1905 nucleotides. RefSeq lists its product as uncharacterized. NCBI's taxonomy places the organism in Eukaryota, Metazoa, Arthropoda, Insecta, Diptera, Culicidae. Gene Ontology annotation, molecular function: glutamate-gated receptor activity. The coding region runs from base 1 to 1905 and encodes 634 amino acids. The transcript has a single exon. The record is from RefSeq and is a predicted model, not a curated record. Gene Ontology annotation, cellular component: membrane.
AUGAAUCCGGAUACACUCCUAACCAUCCUAACGGCCCUGAACGCAACCAACAGCAGCUCGUUCAGUCCCCUGGAGGUGCUGCCGGACAUUGUGGUGCUGGAGUUUUCCGAAUCCAUAAUAACCAUUCUGGAUCGGAACUAUGUGUCCAGUCACUCGGCGACGAUGAUCACCCGGCGGGCCAAGGUCAGUCCCGAAACCGACCAACUGCAACUUGACAUCCUGAACAACGUUAUGCUGGAAACGUCCCACGAGAUAGCGUUCAUUUUCAGCACCACGGACGACAUACCGCGUCGUCCGUAUUUCUACAACGUGUUCUUCAUCGAUGGGUACGAGGCUUUUCGGAGCGUAUUGAAGGAGAUGACACCGGCUAGGUACGAUUACAGUGGCCAUUAUUUGAUAGUGCUUACGGCUCCGGAAAUUAUCGACGAGAUAACACUUCACGACAUGUUUGCGGAGUUGUGGUCCCUGAACAUUGUGAAUGUGGUGGUUGUGACAACUACCUUGGAUCAGUCGGAAGGGAUUGCAGAUGUGCUUCUGUACACCUACUAUCCGUACGUGGAAAAUCAGUGCGAACGAGACAACCCUGUGCUCCUGUAUCGAUGGCUAGCGGAUACUUUGUUCGAUCCGCACGUGGAACUGUUUCCGAAUAAGUUGUUGGAUUUUCACGGAUGUCCGAUACGUAUUGCGAGUUUCUACUAUCCACCUUACACGAUGAUCAAGAGAGAUCCUAAAACCGGUACAAAAACCUUGGAAGGCGUUGAAGGAGACCUGUUACAUUUGAUUGCUGACAAGUUCAACUUUACCGUUGAGUUAGUAGAAGUGGAAGAAAAGGUCAAAUGGGGAGUCAUAAAAAACAAAAAAGCCAUAUCCGGAGCUCUUAAAUUGACAGCCGAUGGAAAGGUCAACAUCUCGAUAGGUGCUUUUGCAAUGCGUGGAGAGCGUAUGACUCUGCUUAAACAAAGCGACAGUUACUACACGAUGAAAAUGUUAUUCGCUGUCCCUCCUGGCAGACCAUACUCAGCAUUCGAGAAACUUUUCCGACCUUUCUCCAUACUGACUUGGAUUAUUUUAUCUACAUAUUUGCUCUUGGGGUUCGUUGUGGUAUUCCUGCUGAAAUUCUGUUCAAAAUCGAUGCGCGAAUUCGUGUACGGUCGUAGAGUUCGGAUGCCUUGGCUGAACAUGAUCAAUCUAUUUUUCGGAGGAGCGAUCAUUCGAACACCAGGGAGAAACUUCGCACGAACCCUUAUUUUCCUUUGGUUAUACUACUGCUUCGUGAUGCGGUCCCUCUACCAAGGUAGCUUGUUCGAAUAUCUUCAACAACAGAAGAACUUUUCUCACGUCAACACCCUGUGGGAAAUCGAACACGAAAAUAUGCCCUACUGGUUGUCCUACGCCGGGAAAAUGUAUCUUGAAGGAAUGCCCCAUAUUUUGGAAAGGUCGGAAACUAUUCCGGAGACCACAACAUUUUUCUUCGACGCCCACCGUAAGCAAGGUACGAACGAGCUCAACGUUGCCAUCCUGACAACCUUCGACCAGGUCGCCUACUACAACGAACACUUCUACACCCGGGGAAUCGUUUUCCCGACCGAUGAGGUCCUACUGCGGCAGCCAAUCUGUCUGUACUACCCGAAGAUAUCCUGCCUUACGGAGCUGUUCGAUGGACAGAUCGGAAACAUCAAAACCGCGGGCCUGAUCCGACACUGGAUGCACCAAUACGUCGGAUACCGGUUCUUUCGACGCGAGAAGCACCAACACAUACCGGCAGUUCUGACCAAUGAACACAUGAUCGGAUGCUACCAAUCGUUGUGGUAUCUGUUGAUUUUUGCCACCUUGGUGUUUAUUCUGGAGAUGCUGUCCAUGAGGUGUUCACGGCUGGCAAGAGCGUUCGACUUUCUGAUGCUGUGA